CGGUGCGAGAGCUCUCCCAGCCGAAUCUGAUCAGAUCGGACGGCCAGAGCUCUCCCGUCCGAAUCGAAUCAGCCCCAGCCGCACCGCAAACUCCGAUUCGGAAUCAGCACAGCCGCCGCGCAAACUCCAACUCCGAUUCCCGAUUCGCAGUCGGUUCUCUGGUCGCCUACAUAUCCCCUGCCCCUCCUCUCCACUCCCAUACCGAUCCAUCAGGAUUCAGGAACGCUUCUCACUGCGCCUGCCAAGUGUUCGAUCGAUUGCCUCAACCACCCGGUCACUGUGCAGGCGACCUGUUCGAUCAAUUGCCUCAACCAGUCAACCACCGCUCACCAUGGUUAUGGGGAAAUUCAUCCGCCGUUCUAACGGCCACGCCUCCUCGUCGUCGUCCAUGCUGGACGAUGACACCAGCAGCGCUUGCGGUGGCGGCAUGAGCAUCUACUACCAGAAGAUUAAUCAGAGGGUCGCCGUGCUCGAGAAGGCCGCCGUCUCCGUGCACGAGAGCCGGGCGUCCACGAGGGAGGCGGCGCUGGCGUCGCUCGUCGGCGCGCUCGAGGGCUUCGUCCCCGCCCACUUCAUCGGGUGGCACCACCGCGGCGAGAUCGUUCGCGGCUGCUGCGCCUCCAUCAAGAAGGGAGCCGCCAAGGAGGCCCGCCUCGCGCUCCGCGCCGUCGCGCUGCUCGCCGUCACGCUCGGCCCGGGCUCCAAGAGGAGGAUCUUGCCGGCGGAGACGUACAACCCGCUCGAACCCGGCCCUGGCUCCAAGAAGAUCAUGGCGGAGACGUUCCCGCUAGUCUCCCGCAUCCUCGAGGUGUCAACCGACGCGUCCCUGGUGAUCGCCGCGCUCGAGUCCCUCGCCGUCGUCGCGUUCGUCGACGUCGCCGCGGAGAACAUGGACGACACGGAGGCGUGCAUGAAGGCGCUGUGGGGGCUGAUCCGCCCAAGCACGGGGCCCAAGCUCGGCGGCGCGGCGAGGAAGACGAGCCCUCAUGUCCUGGCCGCCGCGGUGUCGGCGUGGACGCUCGUGCUGACCACAACCGACGGCUGGAAGAAGAAGAAGGCGGCGUCGUCCUCUCCCACCGCGUGGCGCGACACGGCGGCGCACCUCGCCCCGCUCCUCCACUCCGACAGCCGCGCCGUCCGGAUGGCCGCCGGCGAGGCGCUCGCCGUCACCAUCGAGAUGAAGCUCGUGACCCGGGACAGCCACGGCGCCCUCAUCUCCGGCGUGGCGGCGAGAGCGUCCGAGCUCGCCAACGAGGCCGCCGGAGCGGGCGUCGGCAAGGCCAACUUCGUCGAGCAGAAGGAGCUCUUCAAGAGCAUCGCGUCGUUCCUCGCCGGCGGCAAGGCACCGGCGAGCUCGGUGCGCGUGUCGUCGUCCCACCAUGGGCGGCUGACGGCGUCGACAUGGACGGACAUUGUCCGGCUCAACUUCCUCCGGCGAUUCCUCGGCGGCGGGUUCCUGCCGCACCUCCAGGGGAAGGUGGUGAUGGGGGAGGAGGCGCCGCUGAUAGGGCAGGUGUUCGUCGUGAAGGAGGACGACAUGGCCAUGGAUCAGAAGAAGAAGGUGGACAAGCAGAGGACGCUCAACAAGGAGCGCCAAAUAGCCUCUGACCUCAAGUUCAGUAUGAAACUAGGAAAGGAAUUUUGGGCCAAGCAGAGUCCAGUGCAUGUAAAGUUAUUAUGUAGAAAAAUAAUUAUCUGAGAGAGUAAAUUGGGUUACUUAUGGAAUUGCACUAUGAAAUUACGUUUGAAAGUUUUUCACAAUAAAAUUGUACGAUAACCUUUUUUUCUUA
Messenger RNA from Oryza sativa Japonica Group (Japanese rice), 1790 nucleotides. RefSeq lists its product as uncharacterized. Lineage: Eukaryota; Viridiplantae; Streptophyta; Magnoliopsida; Poales; Poaceae. The record is from RefSeq and is a predicted model, not a curated record.